UCCCCAUAUGGACGGCUUCCGAGGUGCCCCCCAACACCAGCGCCUCGCUGGUGGACAUGGGCUGGCAAGGGGAGGCGGAGUGGGGCGGCAAGGCGGGAGAGAUUGCGGGCAUGGUGGUCAUACAGUGCAUCUAUGCCCUGGUGUGCCUGCUGGGGCUGCUGGGCAACUCCCUGGUGAUCUUUGUCAUCCUGCGCUACGCAAAGAUGAAGACGGCCACCAACAUCUACUUGCUCAACUUGGCCAUUGCUGAUGAACUCUUCAUGCUCAGCAUCCCCUUCGUGGCCACAUCAGCUGCCCUGCACCACUGGCCCUUUGGCCGGGCUCUGUGCCGUACCGUGCUGGGUGUAGAUGGCCUCAACAUGUUCACCAGCGUCUUCUGCUUGACCGUGCUCAGUCUGGACCGCUACAUCGCCGUGGUGCACCCGCUCCGAGCAGCCACCUACCGCCGUCCUCGGGUGGCCAAGAUGGUCAACGGGGGCGUGUGGCUGCUCUCCUUGCUGGUAGCCUCACCGAUCCCCAUCUUUGCUGGCACCGCCACCACCCACGACGGCCAGGCAGUGGCCUGCAACCUGUUGUGGCCAAGCCCCGCCUGGUCAGCUGCUUUCGUGGUCUACACCACCCUGCUGGGCUUCCUGCUGCCGGUGCUAGCCAUGGGCCUGUGCUACCUGCUCAUCGUGGGCAAGAUGCGGGCGGUGGCGCAGCGGGUGGGCUGGCAGCAGCGCCGGCGCUCGGAGGGCAAGCUCACGCGGCUGGUGCUCAUGGUGGUGGCCAUGUUCGUGGUGUGCUGGAUGCCCUUCUACGUGGUGCAGCUGGUGAACCUCCUGCUGCCGGGCCGCCUGGACGCCACCGUGAACAACGCCUCGCUCAUCCUCAGCUACUCCAACAGCUGCGCCAACCCCAUCCUCUACGGCUUCCUCUCGGAGAACUUCCGGCACUCCUUCCACGGCGUGCUGCGGCGCUGCGUCGACGCCAGCCUCUGCUGCUGCCACGCCGACUCGGACACGGCGGAGGCGGAGGAGGAGGAAGAGGAGCCUCUCGACUACUGCGCCGUCCCGCGCGGUGAUGACAAGAGCAAGGGCUGCAUGUGCCCGGCGCUGCCCUGCCAGCAGGAGCCUGUGCACCCCGAGCCCUGCUGCAAGCCCGGCACCCUCCUCACUAAGACCACCACCUUCUGA
Tinamus guttatus (white-throated tinamou) is the source of this 1175-nucleotide messenger RNA. It is a transcript of the gene SSTR4, whose product is annotated as somatostatin receptor 4. Lineage: Eukaryota; Metazoa; Chordata; Aves; Tinamiformes; Tinamidae. Gene Ontology annotation, biological process: cellular response to glucocorticoid stimulus; neuropeptide signaling pathway. The record is from RefSeq and is a predicted model, not a curated record. Gene Ontology annotation, cellular component: plasma membrane; neuron projection. Gene Ontology annotation, molecular function: neuropeptide binding; somatostatin receptor activity.